UGUAUAUAUAUAUAUAUAUAUAUGUAUCAAUUUUGUAUCUGAUCUAAUUAAAAACAUUCUAAUGUUAAAAAGAUUUUUAUUUAAAAAUUUUGCUAAAUUUUCGGCUGCAAACUGCUAGCCUUCUUCUGAGCAAUGUGGCUACUAAAGUCAGAUUGAAUUGUUUUUAUAAUCAGUCUACUGUUCUGCUUGAUUGAAUUAAUCAACGGUAAAUAGCAGGAUGGAAAUUCAGCAUGUUCAUUCAUUUGUGUAUAAUUUGUAACUCCUUUCUCGAGUAUCACGGCGUCUGACUUUGCGGCAUCGUGUCCGGUACUUUCUGCGUGUUCUUUAAUUGCAGAAAAGAUCUUUUUGCGAACUCCUGGCUUGUGUUCCAACCAUCUAGAACACCAACAUCUCUUCGAUUCACCUAUGUACGAAAAAGAGUAGGAUUUGCAUUCAUAUCUGUACACUACAGCCUUUGUUCUCUCCUCUGAUGGUCUUGUCUUUGGUAUGCGAAAUAUAUUUGUCAACAUGUACGUACAGGUUUAAAUGCAACCCGAACUCCUGCUUUUGUUAGAACACUUUUUACUUUUUCAGAGACACCUUUGACGUAUGGGAGACACGUCGAACCUCGUAUUUCAUUUUCCACGUUUCGAUUUACUUGUGUACGAUCAUUUAUAACUUCCUCAAUGAAUCUUUUCGUAUAACCAUUUAAUUCUAAUGCGUGCAAAACAUUCUCAGUCUCUUCAGCCUGCAAAGUCGAGUUAGAUGGAAUAGUCUUUGCUCGAUUCAACAACGUUUUUAUAACAGCUUUUUUAUCAUUAACAUGGCUGUGAGAAUCAAACGUCAAAUAUUUAUCCGUGUGUGUACUUUUUCGAAAUACUUUCACAGCAAUGUUAUCAGAUGCGGUACUGAGUAAUUCUGUAUCUAAAAAUGCAAUUGUUUGACCUCCGUCUCCAUUCACAACAGGCAUUUCAAAUUUUCAAUCGUAAACUGGAUAUGAGGGUUAAUGGAGUUUAUUCAGUGGUUGAUCAGAGUCCAAAGUUCUAUUGGUAGCAACGAUGUAAAUAAUUUCAGCCAAAUUUGUCUAUUUCGUGAGAAAAACCAUUGGAAUCUACGCCUACGUUCAUAUAUCAGUCUUAAAUUUACCAAAAAAAAUUGCUGUGUAAUGAUGACCAACCACCUUGACUACCAGAGGAUGACCCACUGCCACUGGUACUCAGAUACGGUAAAGGAAAUUGAAGCAAGACGCUGUGAAGUGGAAACACCAUGUUUCUCAUGUUCGUGAAGGAUUAUUUUGUGGUUGAAAAUACCUGCUUUCUUCGAUAAAUUUGGGUCCAAUUUCGGUUUGUUUUAACCUGUUUUGAUUCUCCAGGACAGCAUGAGUAAGUACACUAGCUAUUCUGUGGUUCUAGACGUUUUGUGGUUGUAAACUAUUGACACAACACCACUCUUUUUGAAAGGCGAUGCAAAGGUCCUGUUCGACUAUGAUGCCGAAGCUGACGACGAAUUAACUCUCAAAGAAGGAGAUCUUAUACGGAAUAUUGAGAAGAAAGAAGAUGGCUGGUGGGAAGGAGAGCUACACGGAAAACGGGGAAUGUUUCCUGAGAAUUUUGUAGAGGAAAUUAAAAAACCUGUCGAAACAAAAAAUACUGAAGUGAAACCAGUUCCUGACAAAAAUGGUAAGUUGCUCGACAGCUCGAGUCAGCAAUUCUAGACAAAUUAUCCUAGACAAGUAACUUAAUAUUUAUAUCCAAACACUUGCCCAAAAAGGGAAGCUAUCUUACACUUCAACUAUAUCAAAAUAUACUGUAUUUAUAUAAAAUAUCCUGACAAAUUAAACCUAAAUUUGGAUGCCAACGUUAAUAGACGUUGGUGAUAAGGCAAAGCGGAAGUAAAUUUUAAUGUACAAAGUGAACUUAAUUUUGAUUAAAUAUCUUUUAAACUAGGUUUAAAUCACUUUCUACAGUAUUUUAAUAAUAUAGUUUUGCGUAAAAAUAUUUUGAUAUGUCGCCCAGUUUGAAGGCAAGCAUUAGAAACAAUUAGAAACACAUGGUUUCAUAUUUUAAAAUCUAGGCGCAUAUUUGUCUUAUUAAUAUCAAUUCCGUCAUUUAUACAGUUCCUUAUUUUAACCAAUUACUCGCUGGCUUUGGAAGCUAAUAUUAUUAAUUCAAGCACUUGUAGAUUCGAGUCUUAAAUGUUUUAUAGUAGAAACAAUUUGCAGGUUGCUAACAACAUAGUAACAACAUUUUGGUUUACUUUCUCUAUCACAUUUUAUGCUCUAUAAUUGCGUAGUUUGUUGAUAAGAAUACAGGGGAAAUCUGAAAUAAUAUUGACAUUGAAACUGCAUAAAUUAUAAGACAUAUUUUGUCCAAUAUUGCCUGUUUUGUACGUUGGAAUCUCAAGAGGCUGAUCUUUGAUUUGCGAAAUUUGUUUACAUGUUAAUUCCAAAUAUAGUUGGGGUAAAUUUUUGCAUUCUGUGAUGCUGGCUUUGAUAUUGUAUAGAAAAUUUGGCUGAAAGGAUUUGUAUAUGGUGGUUCAAGUUUCUCCAAUUAAUCAUGGCAACAUGUAAAUGGUUGAUAUUUUCAUUAUGUAUGUGUUAUAUUAUGUUUGAUGAUGUGAUUUAUAAUUCAUCCGCUUAGGUUGUGUGCUGUAGUAACAAGGUGUAAUGUAAUCUGCAUACAUUCCAGCCAAAACAAAUCCUGAACAAAUACAUCUUUGAAAUUCCAAAAUAUGGAUUAUAACGGAGACAACAGUUUAUAUCUAUUGAUAAAAUUUACAACCUUACAAAUUUUGACUUGAUCUCAAUCCAUAUCACAGAUUUUCGACAGGCAUUCUUCAGACUUGUAUAAAGACAUGUACUGUAAAUUGAUCCACAUUCUUAAGUUUGAUUGAUUAACCAUUAAUCCCUCUUAAGAUCUUACUUUGGUGGGUAAAAUGGUCUGGCCUUUGCAGUAGAAAAAGUAAUGGGAGGCCGAUAUGUUUGAAUAAGUUUCGGUGGUAAUCAAGUAGUGAAUGAGUAAUGAACUAAAGUAGAUACAUCAUUCAUCAGUAAUCAAUCAUGAUCUUACUGUUGUAUUUUGUACAUCCAUUAGUCAGUUUAAAUCUUAUUAAAAUAUGUAAUAUUAAAUUGAUGUACUGAUGAUACUGUAAUUCAGACAGGAUGGCCAAGUGCCAAGAGUACCUAAAAUAUUUAAUAUCUCUCUUUGUGGUAACCUCCUUGCCAAAUAUCUUUGGAAUUCCUUAGAAAUACUUGUACUGUAUUCAUAGAAAAGUAUUAAAAUGGAAAUCAGAAAGUCGGGGCUACAUCAAUACAGCAAUAACAUGUAUAAACAAGCAUGAGUAGUAAACUGUGGCACUUCAGGGGGUGAGAUGAGUAUCUGCAGUGAUUUCAGGGGGUGGGAUGUGUAUCUGCCACGAGAAAGUUGCAUGCAGUCAACUUGUGUCAAUUGUUUGGCAAUGGACUUGCCAACAGUUAACCCCUGCUGAUGGUUGGGGGGUUGGGGCAAUUUUUCAUACCUCUGUGUGUUAGUGUUGCACCAGCUAUAUAAGGUAUAACCUGUUUGUUUCAAAGUUGAUAUAACAUUUAACAAACGUUUGUGCCAUCUGACGUAAUCGACUUUCAAGAGCAUCUACAAAAAAAUUAAAACCAAAAAAGAAAAUGGAACAGGUCUACUGUACCUGAGUUUUGCAACAUGAAAUAGGUUAAGCUAGGGCCAAACAAAUACCUGGCUAAAUAUGACUUUCUAUUGAUGUAGUUGUAAAUGAGAAAAGCAGCAUGGCCAAAGUAACAUUUGACUACGAGGCAGAGAAUAAUGAUGAACUCACUCUGAAAGAAGGAGAUAUGGUCAAAGUUCUAGAUCAAGAGGAGGAAGGAUGGUGGAAAGGAGAGUUGAAUGGAAAGAUUGGAGUUUUUCCAUCAAAUUUUGUUGAAUUAGUGAAAGGGCCUCCUCCAAGCACUGCUGAACCUCAACCAGAACGAGAUCUGCCGAAAGAACCAGGUAUAGCUGCCAUUUCUCUCUAGACAGUGACCAAGUUGGUAUUGUGAUUCCGACUAGACAGAUAAUUUGAUUAAUUAACUAGACUCAUGGGCAGAUUGUCUGACUAAUCCAUUGAGCACCAGCACUCUUCCCUUGACAAGUAAAAUCGUCUGGCAUUAGACAGAGUAAAAUAAUAAAGUAUUGUGCAUUGGGGGCACAGUGCAAUUUAAUGGGUCAUUUGUUGGGUAGUUAGGGAAGGACCUUCAAUUAGGAGUGCACCGAUUUUUUAGAGUUCCGGUUCCGGCCGGAACUAGUAAAAAAAGCAUGGCCGGAACCGGAACUCUGUUGUUUUCAGAGAGAUAGAAUAUCAAAUGUUUUUGUGUCUAACAAAAGGUCACAGUAGGAAGAAAUUUGGACUAUGCAAGGGAAAUGUACACUAUUAACACUUCAUUAUGAUGUUUAACGUUUGUCAAUCUUUUUAUUCUAACAUUUGCGAGCUCUCUCCUUUAUGACUUGAAGUGUCUGCCUGUCUGGCAGCGGACAAAGUAACAUAUGACUAUAUAUGGCUUAAUAAAUUAGUUCCGGUUCCGGCCGGAACUUUUUUCCAGUUUCGGUCGGAUCCGGUUCCGGCCGGAACUUAAAAAACUGGUUCCGGUGCACCCCUACCUUCAAUGGACCAUUUGCAUUAUAGACUAAAUUUUGAUCUAGACAAAAAUUUCAUCACAGCUUGAAAGAGCAUCACAACAUUAGUAAUAUUCCGAAGUUUCGUUUGCGAAAUGUUGUAAAAUGCGGAUAAUAUAGCCUUGCGAAAUUUGAAAUUUUCAGUCAUUUUGUAUUACAAACGGGAAAUUGAUGCCCCAACACUCGAUUGGGCUGUCAAUUUCCCGUGCGUAAUACAAAAUGACUGAAAAACGGCAAACUUCGCAAGGCUAUAUUAUCCGCAUUUUACAACAUUUCACAACGAAACUUUGGAAUAUUACUAAUUUUGUGAUGCUCUUUCAACCUGUGAUGAAAUUUUUAUCUAGAUCAAAAUUUAGUCUAUAAUGCAAACGGUCCAUUGAAAUGUCAAAGUUCUCCUUGUAUUUUCCAGGUAGUUGCAUCCCUAUCAAUCUGAAGCUUUUUUUUAUCAUGUAUACUAAACAUCCUCUGUAAAUUUCCACAGCAACUGGAGAGAAAAAAGCGAAGAUGAUGGGUGGUUUGGGAUUGGGACUCACUCAAGAUGCUCUAUCAAAGGUCAAACUUAGGAAAAGUCCCGCAGGUGGUGGCGGAAAUAAUAUUCAAAAACCUGAAAAACCUUCAGAGCCAUCUGAAUUACCUAAAAGGGUAAGACAAUUAAUCUGUUUUGUACAUGGCGAUUACCCCAUUGUAUGAGUACCAGAUCCGCAAUCUCACCUUGAUGAGUAAAAUGGUCUAGUUUUAGACAGAGUAAAAUAAUAAAGUAGUGUACAUUAGGGCACAAUGCAACUUAAUGGGUUAAUACAGUCUAGUUAUUGGGCAUUAUGCAUGUGUACCUGAGUUCAUGAAUGUGUGAAACAAAUGUUCCACAGUGGAUAGUUUUCUAUGCUUUUCAACAAUGUUGUGUAAUCAUGAUUUUUUUGUGUUGGUGUUAUGUACUCAGGUGAAUAUGACGUUUGUGAUGUUACUCUGAGUGUGUAUCCACACCGGGCAAGCUUGAAAAAUAUGCCUGCUCACCGUGGCCAGGCAUAUUUUUCAAGCUUGCCCGGUGUGGAUAUACACUCAGAGUAACAUCACAAAUGUUGUGUAAAUUUAUGUUCACAUGUAUGUAUUUGUUACAGCUUUCUAUGAAAAGAAAUCCACCGAAAAUACCAGAAUCUGACAAGCCACCAAGUAAGUUUUGUUCAUCUCCACUGUGUUUUUCUAUGCAACUCUUAUAUCCUGUGCUCUAUUCAUUUUGAUCGUAUGCCCUAUGGAGAAAUGGCAAUAAAUGUGUUAAUUUACAAAUUACAGUUUGGAUGUAUACUGUACCAUAAAUAAGUUAUUUUAGUAGAAUGAUCUUGAUAGGCUCUUUACGGUUGGCCAAAAAUACUUUAGAACAAUAUGCGACUAGACACAUGAAUUUGUAAGACAAAUGCACUGCACCAGGAACUGCAGGGCCGCAGGUCCAAUUCCUGCUAGAGGAGCUGUAGUUGCAUUUUUUGCAACUGUUCCUGGUUAAAUCCAAAUAAAUGCAUAAAUUUACACACAAAAUUUCCAUCUGCAAAACGUUCCACUCACAGGUUCCAUUCCUGCCAAGGGCUUUUAUGUAGUUGCAUUCUUAUCAGCUUCUGCCCAAGUUUCAGUCAAGUCUUCACUGUAUGUAUACAUGUCAGGGCUGAAAUAACGUUCCCAAUAUUCUCGAUCAUGGUGAUUUUCAGUCAUAACUUUCCCUGGUUUUCAGAUUGAAAAAACCCUGCUUUUCCGCCAAUCAUAAGCAAUUUCAUCAGGGAUGGAUCCAACAUGAUCUGGUAGGGGGGGGGGGUGCUCUGCCAGCUCUGGUGCCGAGUUGUGUCGGUCAUGUGUGCCGCCCGCCCAUCAACUUGCUUGACUACUGCAAAGUCUUGCUUGGCUACUGUAUUUGAAUUGUAAUUGUUGUUCACAGUUUGCUUAUCAUCAUCAUGUGAUUACUCAAAUUACUGUGUCUCAUUUUUUCUCUAAUAUUUUUUUGCUUUAUCAUGAAAAAUAGCACCCCCCUGCACCCCCUCUAGCCCCCAGUAAAUCCAUCCCUGAAUUUCUUGCCAAUCAUUGAUUGUCUGUUAUUUCAAGCCCUGGUAUGUGUAGUGUUUCAUCCAUGAAAAACCAUUUCACUUUCAGAAGCAGCUUCUAAAGGAAAGGAACGUGCUGUUGUUGAAUUUGAAUACGAAGGAGAACAGAAUGAUGAACUGACAUUACAUGUUGGCGAUGUCGUCACAAUUCUUGAGAAAGAUGUGAAUGAAGGGUGGUCCAAAGGAGAACUGAAUGGGAAAAUUGGAUUAUUCCCAGAUAACUUUGUAAAAUUAUUGCCACCAGAACAACCUAAAAAGGUGAGAAGAAAUGACCACAUUUAUUUAGUCUUAAUUUUGUUGUGUGGGUCUAAUCAUCUGGUCUAAUCAAAUGGAUUUAAUCAUCCGUUGAUAACUCUGGUCAUUUUGUACCCAAACGCCAGUCGCACUCCUAUUCCAAUAGCUCAGUGUUCAGAGCACUCUCCCCUGGGUUCCAGAGGUUCUUCCCCGCUCACAAUGGGGAAAAGAGGUUUGGCUUCAUGUAUCCCCUAUUGCCCCGCAAGUGUGGAAGAACCUCUUGGCACCCAGGGUACGUGACAUUUGAACAUAUGCUCAAUUAUUUUGUCUACUAAAUUUCUGGAAAGACACGUGAAAAUCAUAGACAUGUUCUCGAGUUAGACGCAAAUAGUUCAGGCAGAAAUCAUGAGUAACUACAGACAGAAAUCUUGACUGUUUAUUGUAUACUGUUUGGACCCCUUCGUUUAUUAAGAGCCUGUGUUAUUGUCGGUUUAAAUUAUGCAGCAAUAUAAAAAGUGGAAAAUUUAUUAUCCCAUUUCCCACUUGUUUUAUAACUCUACUUCGUUCUUCUUAAAUUUUUUAACAUGAAUAUAACUGGUUUAAGUUGUUUGCUCAGAUCAAAGACAAAUAAAGAUUUACUGUAAAAUCUAAAGCAUAUAAUUAUUGUUUUUAUUUUAAUCUCUAAGUGAGCAUACCGCUUGCAUUGUCUCGAAUAUUAAAUACGGUCGGAGACUCGAAAGCAAUUACGCCCACAAAGAGUCGUAAACAUAUCAUAUUACAAAGCCAGUGUGAACAGCGAGCAGUGAAGCUCAACUUUUAUCUUGUUUCAGGAGCCAGAGGCGAUGACAAAAAGUAAGAGUACAUCAGGUGAUUUUUAUAUAUUUUCUAGAAAUCCUUAUACUUUGUGUAGUAAAUUUGGUGUAAAUGUAAGUCGUUGUAUUGCAGCGAUCAAGUGAUCAUUAAUAUUCCUGUAGUCAGGAAGUAAUGCUCCUUGUAAUUUUUUUGUUUGAUUUUCUCGUGUUGGUUUAUGAUCCCUUUUCGUUAGCACGUUAGCGAUAUUUCCUGGUCGUGUGGCUUGCCUCAACGUUUUUGCUACCUUUAAGCAAGCGUUUUGUAAUAUAUCGCAUUUGUUGCUCAAUCUUAAUUUUAUUUGUUAUUUCUUGGCUUUGUUUGCACUGCAUAAAUUAAUAACUCUUGUCUCUGUUUUCUAAGCAUUUACAUAUAUAGCUAUCAUUUUAUCUAUAUAUAUAUAUAUAGUUUCAUAUAAAAACUAUGUCACUAACUAAAUGGUUAGGGUGAUUAUAUUCAAUGAAUGUUUUUUCUGGUUGAGGGUUUUUGAAAAAAAGGUGUGAAAAUGAAUGAGCAACCUGUCUAUACGGAAGUAUGCUUUUUAAUGUGGUUUUUGUUUGCUAAUACUUCAAACAAAGUUACAAGGGAACUAAUGCAACCAGAUUAAACUGAACUACGUGCUCAACCAACUAAACACGUUUUUGUAUACAUACGUUAAUUACAAACAGAAAAAUUUAAUCUAAAUUUUCUAUAUGUAAUAAUCACCUCAAUAAAUUCUAUAUUAUAAACAGCAUUAUUUGCAUGUAUUCAUGUAGUUUUUCGAUAUGUACCCUUCAUAUGAUUUUCGCUUGUGCGUAUGCAUUGUGUAUAAUGUUGAAGGAAUUUUGUUUAUGUUUUUCCGAGCGAAAACUCUUCAUAACUCAUACCAAACCAGCUGCGAAAAUAGUCCUAUACAGUAGCACAGAAUACUACACAGAAGUCCAUCUCCUUUGUUUUUUGUGUAAGCGCUAUUCGUCAUGAUUCGUCACUCAGCAAGUACCGUAAACAGAAGCAGUCACCCCCCUGGACGAACGCCAUUUUGAGUAUUUCCAGGGGGGUGACUGCUUCUGUUUACGGUACUUGCUGAGUGACGAAUCAUGACGAAUAGCGCUUACACAAAAAACAAAGGAGAUGGACUUCUGUGUAGUAUUCUGUGACAGUAGACCCUCAAGCAAGAAUCGAACCUGCUGAUUGGAUAGCAUUUUGUUCAGUGUUCUUCACUUCUUCCAUAUAGGCGUAUCCCAAGUCCGCGUCAGAAUUAUUUCCCUGUAGCUUUCUUGGCGAGUAUAAAGAUCUUUAUAGUUACUCUACAAAUGUCAAAGCUACAAGUAUUGUGUUUAUCGCAUUAAAACAAGACAAUACAUAUAUCGGCAGAUUUGCACCGUAAUGUGAAUGCUUGUCGAAGGUACUCUCUGCAUUCAGAAAUAACCACAAUGAGAAGUACAGAGGGGCGGGAGGGCGAUCAUAGGGAUGCAUCGAAUAUACAGACAGGAUAGUAAAAUAAUCUUAAAAUAAUCUUAUUAUCCGGCCGGAUAUUUUUCAAGUAUCUGGCAUAUCCGGGUGGACAGGGAAGAAGCUCUAUCCGGGUAACUCUAGCUUCAGAUGACGAAAGUCGAACACACAUCAGCACAAUUCUAAUUUUGGACAGCCAAGUUACAGAAGACCUUGGUCUAAUGUUUCGAAAAUUUUGUAGAUCUUUCUAAAAAACCUCCACUGCCAGUCAGUGAUGACAGUGUAGAUGCAAAACCAAAUCGUCCUGAGUUUCCCAAAUUAAAGAAAACCAACACAGAUCGUCCGCCACCACCUAGCGCUGUUAACCAAACAGAAAUACCAGUCAAACUGAAGCCUGUAGGUAACCCACUAGAUGAUAUUACCAAGAAGUCAGAACCACCACCCCUACCAGACUCCAAACCUUCGGGUAUUGAGGAUAGGCCAAAACCACCCAUCAAGAAAUCACCACCAUCACUACCGAAGAAACCAGAUAAACCAAAGCCACCACAGGAUUUACCAGUAGAUCGACCACUCUUGAAGCAUGUGAAUGGUGUGGAUCCAACCAAGAGACAUUCAACACCAUUCCCUCCCACCGAGAAAGCUUAUGAUGUUAACACGAAGAGACAUUCCCAUGGCGCAGGUACGUGUGGGGAUAAAAAUCUCGUACCCAAGGCCCGCCCUCCCGAUAGAUAAAUAUUGUGUUGAUAAGAAAAAGGGGCGAGGGGUCUGGGUACGAGUGGUUGGGGGUAAACAAUUAUUUAUACUAGAUAACUUUAUAAGAGCUGCUCUGUGUGUUUUACUGUAUGUCAAUUCGAAUACAUGGAAUUUACAGAGACAGAAUCACAGAAAGGCACUGCAAAUAAGUUUGCGCUUUCCAAAUUACUCGGCCUGCUCCAAAUAAUUCAGCCUGCUCCAAAUAACUCCACACUCUUGUAAUAGGUCAGCCAUCUUCAGAUAACUCAACCUUAAAUGAUCGCUCUUUAUAUAACGCAGCUGUCUGUAAAUCUAAACUAAUACGAAAUAUGUUGUCUAGACCUUGGUGUAAAUCUGAACGACAUCAAAUCGAGUGCUGUCUUGCAUCCUCUAACCUCAGAUAGACCAAAAAAUCCAGCCAAAAAUCCUCCGACUAAGUACGGAAAACCACAUUCUCCGGUAAGAGAUCUGUUUCAACUUUUACUUAUUAGCCUUACCAAUGAGUUUUGUAUGAUUUUAACUUUUCUUUUUACAUUUUCACAUUUACAGAAGAAAACAGUCGCUCCUGAGGUAAAGUCCUACAUGAUCUUAAGAUCGUGAAGUUUAUAAAUUCACAUGCAUUUUUUUUUCUAUUCAAGUCAUUAGUUGAUGAGCUUUCGUUAAUCAUGUAGAUACCCCACACGACUUGGCCACCAAAAGAAGAGAGAGAAGCCAGGAAACCGAUGCAAGAAAGACCAAUUGCAGCGGAAAAGGUUCGUAUUAUGUCUCCUAGCUAUGCUUAAGGCUGAUUUUCAUUGCGACAGUCGCUGAGAAUUUCAUUGAGUUCGAGCUAAAAGAUUUAGGGUUGAAAUCUGUAGCCAAAAACAGGGCGGGGUAUGUUAGCUACCAAAUAUAACCAUUGCAGUGUUUCCUUAAUAUUAUGAGCUCAUGCAUGGCAUUUGCGAGUCAACCAAAACGAGCAGAAUGUGGAAUAAUCACAUUAUAAGCAAAAUUUUCUAUGGGUCAAUAAGUGCAGUGAGUCUAUUCCACCCAUAUUUCGCGAAGGGUGUCGCUCAAAAAUCUCUCUGUCUAUUUCCAGCCUCCGAAACCAGCAAUCCCAGAAAUGGCAAAACCUUCAACGAAACCCUCUGAACCCAAAGUUGAUUCAGCUGAGGUUAAGAAGCUGCACGACGAAAUAAACACUCUGAAAAACACUCUUGAAUCAUUCGCGAAGCAAUUUAAAGAACACGUACAAAAAAGCGAGAAGCAAUUGCAAAAAAUGGAGAAAAAAUUUACGGACGAAAUAGAAGACUUAACGAGAGAACUCGACGAAGAAAAAAAGCUUCGAUCUGCUGUCGAUGUCGAAGUGAAUAGAUUAAGAAAAUUAAUUAAGAAUCAAGUGAACUCCUAACGAAUCUUAUGGCGUGGAAAUUGUUUUAAUCAUGUUCUAAUUGUCAGUCGUGUGUGAGGAACGAAUGGUUAAUACGAGAUAUGGUGCACGGUUUGUAAUUGAUGUUUCGUGUUCAUAUUCUUUUUGAAUUAUAGUGAUUUAUAAAUUUUGAUAACAUAUGUUAACCAUGGGUUAAUAAGUAUUGAUAAGCAAUGCAUUUUAUAUUAUAAUAUAGUUACUGUAAUAAAUAUAAAUAGAUUAUAUUACUGUCGUGUACAGAGUAUAUAUGUGGUCGUGGACAAGGGGUGGUUGUACAAAACUUUUAACAACUUUUUAGCUACCCAUGUUGCCCAGUACUUAGCUAACCCUUAAUGCACAGUUUUUUUAAGAACCACAGAACCGUUUCUAAACAGCCAUGCCAUAAACAGGCAAGACUCUAAUUUGCAUAACAAUAAUAUGGAGAGUUAGCGUAUUUGAACUGCUGUGUGGUCUUUGUUGUCUUACCAAUGCUAUUGUUCUCUGUUCUCAUCAGUCGCAUACUCAGGCCUAGAAAAUAUAUUUCUCUUCGUGGCAGAUCAGUUUCAAAUGUCUUGGGACAGAUGCCACAAAACCUUUGAAUUUCAACAAGCGUCAAUGAGGUCAAUCCCCCCGCCCCCUAUUCAAUGUUGUGUGCCAUUUCUCGUCAGAUUUGAUGUGUUUGGUUUAAACAACAUUGAUUGGGGAGGGGAGGGGAGGGGAGCGGUAUUGUGUGUAACAAACUGUAAUGAUCUACUUACAAUCUAAAACUACAUGUGUCCCAACAACUUUUGAAAGUCAUUCAGCACAAUCCAAAAAUAAACAGUCAAACAUAAAAGUUCCUGAUGCUUGUGAUGUUACUCUGAGUGUAUAUCCACACCGGGCAAGCUUGAAAAAUAUGCCUGACCACGGUGGGAAUCGAACCUACGACCUUUGGAAUACCAGCCCAAUGCUCUGCC
This is a messenger RNA of Paramuricea clavata, 12307 nucleotides long. The record is from the annotation of a GenBank genome assembly. Lineage: Eukaryota; Metazoa; Cnidaria; Anthozoa; Malacalcyonacea; Plexauridae.